UAAUUUCAAUAUCAACAGAAAAGAUUGACAUGAGGAACCACAGCUCCAGCUACCAACCAAACCAUCCUUAUCAGAUUUUAGAACACAUCCAACAAUAUUUUAUUGGAUUGACUAUAGUGUCCAUUUACUUGGUCACUAAGAUACGUAGCGCCACAAAUAAGCCAAUACUUGAAUCUAGACACUGAAUUGACCACUAAGGUAAAAAUUUAUUGGCACCUAUGGUAAAAAUAUGAUUUUACAUACACAUGUUUGUACCUUAUUCGUGAUGCAAAUUCUCAGAGGUGCUAAAAUUAAAUUUUACCUAGUCUUGUAAUGAAAUAUUUUUUGCACGCCAACCACGUUUUUGUACAAUUUGUAAUCCCUACCGUCUGUUUUACCUGCCAUCUGAAUUUCUGAUCCCUUCUUUUGUACACGCAUUAGAAUUGAAGGACCAUUAUACCCUUCUGCUAUUAUCCUAGCAGUAGUCGUGUACUCUUCCAAGUUCCACCACAAAUUAGCAUACACCGAUUGCCAUUAUAUUCCAAAUCCCCAAAACUAGUUAAUUAGAAAAUCUAAACGAGGGAAAGUUGUCGAUGUCACCAACCAUGAUCAGACGGCCGGCAAUGCUCUUUCUUCUCAUCAUCACCGUUGCUUCCAUAACUUGCGGUGCCCAAGCAUCAAGAUCCAUCGUGUUCUUGCCCCAGCCUUUAUCAUCCCUCGACAUAAUCAACACCACUCUGCACCAGGGGCAGAAUGCACGCUGUUCAUUUACGGUAAGCAUAAGGACAAGCUGCUCUUCUCCAGCACAAACUAGAGACCAAAUUAGUCUAGCCUUUGGUGAUGCUUAUGGAAAUCAGGUAUAUGCACCGAGGCUAGAUGAUCCAGCAAGCAGGGCUUUUGAGAGGUGUUCCAGGGAUACGUAUACAGUAUACGGGCCAUGUACGUAUCAGAUCUGUUAUGUGUAUCUGUACCGGAGUGGAUACGAUGGAUGGAUACCGUAUGAUGUUACCAUAUACGGUUACAACUCCAAAGCUGUAACUUUCACCUACAAUUUUGGCAUCCCUAGAGAUACUUGGUAUGGUCACAAUUACUGCCGUUCACAUACUGUGAAAUCUGCAGGAAACUUGGCCUGGAAUUUGCUUUCUAUCGGUUCCACUAUGUUGUAUACAGUUGCUAGCCUGUUUCGCGGUUAGUUUAUGGGCCUUUUGGGUUGUAUGUUCCUCGUUGAAAGCCUGCCUAGUCCAAUGGAUUUGUGGGUUGGCUUUCUUUCGGGCUAAUUCAUGUCUUGCUGUAAUAAUAAACUGAAUGCUACUUAGGUAUGGUUGGUUAGUUACUUUGGUUUAUUAAGUUGUUAAAAAUGCAAGGCAAAUUUUCCAUGAAUAGGUUUAGCAGAUGAUAUGCUACUACCCUUUUGGAUGAAACAAAGCCUUGGAGUAACAGGUAUAGUUGCCUCCAGAAAUGCAAGGUGAAACUACUUUAGUGUACCGAGUUGUCCUUAUAUGCUAUGUUUUUGGAUGUAUUGGAAGAAGUUAUAUAUCUCAACCUAAUAAAGACUUUUUAGUUAA
Messenger RNA from Capsicum annuum, 1544 nucleotides. Its product is annotated as embryo-specific protein ATS3B. Bases 573 to 1172 code for a protein of 199 amino acids. The record is from RefSeq and is a predicted model, not a curated record. NCBI's taxonomy places the organism in Eukaryota, Viridiplantae, Streptophyta, Magnoliopsida, Solanales, Solanaceae. The transcript is spliced from 3 exons. Gene Ontology annotation, molecular function: protein binding.